This is a messenger RNA of Corythoichthys intestinalis (scribbled pipefish), 3481 nucleotides long. RefSeq names its product gastrula zinc finger protein xFG20-1-like. The record is from RefSeq and is a predicted model, not a curated record. NCBI's taxonomy places the organism in Eukaryota, Metazoa, Chordata, Actinopteri, Syngnathiformes, Syngnathidae. The coding region runs from base 128 to 2899 and encodes 923 amino acids. The transcript is spliced from 5 exons.
UCACAUGACGGCGUGUACACAUCUCCGAACCAAACGAGCUCCUUCAAAAACGUUUCAUCAGAUGUGACAAAAAUACUACUGGUUGAAGACUCAGGCAAUCCCAAACAUCAAGUCACAGACGUGGAAGAUGAGGAGAGGAAAUCCAGGACACGACCAGGUGCUGAAAAACGAGAAAAAAAUGAGGUGUCCCGCAGACGUCACUGUAGAAGAUCUUCACCCUGAGAAACAUCAUCCCGUCCAGGUUAAAGAGGAGUCUGAGUCAGAGAUGCCAUACAACAAACAGGAGGCGGAGCUGGAGAUCUCAUACAUUAAAGAGGAAGAAAAGGAAUAUAAAAUCCCCAAGUUUCCUGUGACCGUCAGUGUAAAGAGCGAAGAAGAUGAAGGUCCAAGUGAAAAGGGCGGAGCACCAAAACAUUCGAGCAACAGCUCAUUUCAACCCCUGACAACAAAAGAAGAGGGACGAUCACAAACGGACGGGCUCUUAGCUCCAUUCUCAGACAGCGACGACGUAACGUCACACUCUUCUGACUUUAACACUGAUGAGGACACUGAUGAAGAGACCAAUAUGGAGAGUGAUGAUGGCUUUAACCAAAAUGCUUCAAAAUCCUUACACAAGUCAUCAUUGAAAAGAGUCGCAAAAGAAUGCACGGUUAGGAAACCUUUUCCCUGCACAAUCUACGACAAAAGAUUUUGUCAGAGGACUAAUUUAGAAAACCAUAAGCGUACACAGGAGGAGUCUGAGAUGCCACACAUCAAACAGGAGGCGGAGCCAGAAACCCCACACAUUAAAGAAGAAGAACAGGAAGAUAAAAUCCCCAAGUUUCCUGUGACCGGCAGUGUGAAGAGUGAAGAAGAUGAGGGCAGAGCAGCAAAACAUUUAAGCACUAGCUCAUUUCAACACCUGACAACAAAAGAAGAGGGACAAUCACAAAUGGACGGCCUCUUAGCUCCGUUUUUGGACAGUGACGACGUGACGUCACACUCUUCUGACUUUAACACCGAUGAGGACACAGAUGAGGACACUGGUGAUGACACUGGUGAUGACACUGGUGAUGACACUGAUGAAGACACUGAUGAUGACACUGAUGAUGACACUGAUGAUGACACCGAUAUGGAGGGUGAUGAAGACGACUUUGACCAAAAUGCUUCGAAAUCCUUACACAAGUCAUCAAUGAAAAGAGUCGCAAAAGAAUGCACGGUUCGGAAACCUUUUCUCUGCACAAUCUGCAACAAAAGAUUUUGUCAGAGGACUAAUUUAGAAAAGCAUAAGCGUAUACACACUGGAGAAAAGCCUUUUGUCUGCACAUGUUGUGGUAAAAGAUUUGCCGAGAAGGGAAAUUUAAACCAACACGCAAAAACACACACUGGAGAGAAGCCUUUUGCCUGCACACUUUGCGACAAAAGAUUUACACAGAAGACUCAUUUGAAAAUGCAUACGCGUACACACACUGGAGAAAAGCCUUUUUCCUGCUCAGUUUGUCCUAAAAGAUUCCGACUGAAGGGAUGUUUAAACAUACAUGCAAGAACACACACUGGAGAGAAGCCUUUCGCAUGCUCAAAUUGUGAGAAAUUAUUCGGUCUUAAGUGUCAGUUGAAAAGACAUAUGCGUACACACACUGGGGAGAAGCCUUUCGCCUGCACACUUUGUGAGAAAAGAUUUCGUUGGAAGGGAAGUUUCAAGAGACACACAAGAACACACACUGUAGAGAAGUCUUUCGCCAGCUCAAUUUGUGAGAAAAGAUGCCAUUGGAAGUAUGAGAAUCCUGCAGAUGUCACUAUAGAAGAUCUUCACCCUGAGAAGCACGAUCUCCUCCACGUUAAACAGGAAUCUGAGUCGGAGAUGCCGUUCAUCAAACAGGAGGCGGAGCCAGAAACCCCACACAUUAAAGGAGAACAGGAAGAUGAAAUCCCCAAGUUUCCUGUGACUGUCAGUGUGAAGGGCGAAAAAGAUGAAGGUCCAAGCGAAGAGGGUGGAGCAGGGAAAUAUUCGAGCAAGAGCUCAUUUCAACACCUGACAACAAAAGAGUGUACUGUAGACAUCACUGAAGAAGAUCUUCACCCUGAGAUGCACGAUCACACACACGUUAAACAGGAGGAGGAGUUGGAGAUGCCGUACAUCAAACAGGAGACCGAGCCAGAGACCCCCUACAUUAAAGAAGAAGAACAGGAAGAUGAAAUAUCCAAGUUUCCAAAGACUGUCACUGUAAAGAGCGAAGAACAUGAAGGUGCAAGCGAAGAGAGCGGACACCUGACAACAAAAGGAGAGGGACGAUCCGAACCUGACAGCCCCUUAGCUUCGCUUUCGGACAACGACGACGUAACGUCACACUCUUCUGACUUUAACACAGAUGAGGAGGAGGAUGACUUUGACCAAAAUGCUUUGAAAUCCUUAAACAAUUCCUCACUGAAAAGAGACGCAAAAGAAUGUGCGGUUGGGAAACCUUUUCACUGCACACUUUGCAACAAAGAAUUUUCUCAGAAGACUAAUUUAGACGUGCAUAAGUGUACACACAUUGCAGAAAAGCCUUUUGUCUGCACAUGUUGUGGUAAAAGAUUCACCAAGAAGGGAAAUUUAGACAAACACACAAGCACACACUCUGGAGAGAAGCCUUUCCCCUGCUCAGUUUGUCAUAACAGAUUCUAUCAGAAGGACAGUUUAAAGAGACACGCAAGAUCACACACUGAAGAGAAGUCUUUCGCCUGCUCAUUUUGUGAGAAAAGAUUUCGUUGGAAGUAUGAAGUGACAAGACACAUGGUUACACACACUAGAGAAAAGCCUUUUACCUGCUCAGUUUGUCAUACAAGAUUCUGUCAUAAGGGAUCUUUAUAUAGACACGCAAGAACACACAUUGUAGAGAAACCUUUUGACUGCUCACUUUGUGGUAAAAGAUUCUCUUAGAAGUGGAAUUUAGUAACGCACGCAAAAAGCCACAAUGGGGAAAAACUUUUUAAUUGCAGUGUGUGACAAGAUAUUGUAAUUCCUGAAACACAUUUACAGCAGGAAAAGCAUUUCAAUAUCCUCAUUCAGUUGUUAAAAUGAGUUUGCAGGUUCGUCUUCACAACUAGCCUAUACUUUGUUUUUGUUUUUAAAUGAAUGAAUUGCGUUACGUGUCCUUAUAUUGAGAAUGUUCCACAACUCAUUGCUUUUCACUAUUUUACUUCUGAGUGUUGGCAUUGACACCGAGCUCUAUAAUUCCUUGAAACCAACCAUAUGCUGUAAAUUCUUUCCCAUUUUUCAAAACUCAAAACAUAUCCGAUUAAAUGACCAUAUCCAGCUUGAUCCUCUUUUUUUCAUUUGCAAUAUGACUUCUUCCCUGUUACUUUGAUUUACAUGAUUGUGUUUUUGUGUAUUCUAUUUGUAGCUUUGGUCAACUCGGUUGUAAAUUGUCCUUGAGUCUCAUGAUAGGCGCUUUGAAAUACAAUUAUUAUUUUUUGAAAUACAGUAGAUCACAAAAGUGAGUACACCCCCCGCAUUUCUGCA